AUGCGCGUUCAUGCAGACAGACAGACUCUCAGUCCUGCGCUCUUCUUCUCUUCCUCCUCUUCUUCUUCUCCUCUUCUCCUCUGACAGCUGCAUUCCGGCUCUCUGAAGGCUUCAUCUGCGCACACUCACUGGAGGACUCUUCUUCAUCAUCUUCUUCAUCAUCUACUGAGUGAGUUGUUGGUCGUGUAGCGGGAGCGCGCUCAGGAUGAGGCGGCUGCUCGUGCUCGCGGCAGGACUCUCAGCGCUCUUGUCGCUGUGUGCGCCUGCGCAGACGCUCGACGCAGGCGCAGACGCAACUGCGCAGACGCAGAAAGCAGACGGAACUGCGCAGACGCAGAACGGAGCCGCGGAGCAGCCGAGAGCGAAGCGGGCGAAGCGGCGGGGCGGCGGGCAGGACGUCCUGAAGGGGCCAAAUGUGUGUGGGUCUCGUCAUCAUGCGUACUGCUGUCCUGGAUGGAAAACCCUGACCGGAGGAAACCAGUGCAUCGUCCCCAUCUGUCGGAGUCCCUGCGGAGACGGUUUCUGCUCCAGACCCAACAUGUGCACGUGUCCGAGCGGCCAGAUCGCUCCCACCUGCGGAUCCAAAUCAGUCCUGAACUGUAACAUCCGCUGCAUGAACGGAGGAACGUGUGCAGAAGACCAGUGUUUGUGUCAGAAGGGCUACAACGGGGCUCACUGCGGCCAGCCGGUGUGUGAGUCGGGUUGUCUGAACGGAGGCCGGUGUGUCGCCCCGAACCGCUGUCUGUGUAACUACGGCUUCACCGGCGCGCAGUGUGAGAGAGGUGAGAUGCUGAUCACACACAUUCCUGGUAUCUGCAGGUCCUAA
Messenger RNA from Danio aesculapii, 826 nucleotides. Its product is annotated as fibrillin-1-like. Bases 206 to 826 code for a protein of 206 amino acids. NCBI's taxonomy places the organism in Eukaryota, Metazoa, Chordata, Actinopteri, Cypriniformes, Danionidae. The record is from RefSeq and is a predicted model, not a curated record. The transcript is spliced from 7 exons.